CAUCCUCUACAUGUUCAUGGCAGUCUCUAUCGUCUGUGACAAGUACUUCUUGCCCUCCCUGGAAAUCAUCAGUGACUGUGUAUUUAUCACAAAGGGAGAUAUUGGUAUCAGCACCAUACUAGGAUCUGCAAUUUACAAUCUCCUUGGCAUCUGUGCUGCCUGUGGCCUCCUAUCCAACAUGGUUUCAACACUCUCCUGCUGGCCCCUGUUCCGAGACUGUGCAGUGUAUGCAGUUAGUGUAGCAGCAGUUUUUGGCAUAAUAUUUGACAACCGAGUUUACUGGUAUGAGGGAAGCGUACUGCUGCUCAUCUAUGGACUGUAUGUUCUGCUGCUGGGUUUUGACACAAGGAUCAGCCGACUGGUCAUGAGAACAUGCAGUCCCUGCUGUCCCUGCCUUGCCAAGGCUAUGGAGGAGAGACAGGAACGGCAAACACUGCUGGGGUGGGAGCAUGAGAGCCAGCUCUCCACUCGUCGCCAGUCAAGGACAGACAGUGGAAUAUUUCAGGAAGAUUCUGGUUACUCCCAGCUUUCUCUAAGUUUGCAUGGUCUCGGUCAGGUUUCUGAAGAUCCACCAAGUGUUUUCAGCAUGCCAGAAGCAGAUUUAAGAAGAAUUUUUUGGGUUCUCUCUCUUCCUGUUAUUACAUUACUUGCUCUGACAACACCAGACUGCAGGAGAAAGUUUUGGAAAAAUUACUUUGUGAUAACCUUUUUCAUGUCUGCACUAUGGAUAUCUAUAUUCACAUACAUCCUAGUUUGGAUGGUCACAGUAACAGGGGAAACUCUAGGAAUCCCAGACACAGUGAUGGGCCUUACUUUGUUGGCAGCAGGGACAAGCAUACCAGAUACAGUUGCAAGUGUGUUAGUUGCAAGAAAAGGUAAAGGAGACAUGGCUAUAUCUAACAUCGUGGGAUCCAAUGUAUUUGAUAUGCUAUGCCUAGGUCUUCCCUGGUUUAUUAAGACUGCAUUUACGAAUGCAUCUGCUCCUAUAGAAGUGAAUAGCAAGGGACUCACUUAUAUAACAAUCUCUCUCAACAUUUCAAUUAUUUUUUUGUUCUUAGCAGUUCAUUUUAAUGGCUGGAAACUAGACCGAAAGUUGGGGGUGGUCUGCCUAGUGUUAUACUUAGGACUUGCUACUUUAUCAGUUCUAUAUGAACUUGGAAUUAUUGGAAAUAACAGAAUAAGGGGUUGCGGAGUUUGAUAUUUUUAAUAGUGUUAUGUGGAAAAGAUGGAAUGAUAG
Messenger RNA from Grammomys surdaster, 1237 nucleotides. RefSeq names its product solute carrier family 24 member 5 (gene Slc24a5). NCBI's taxonomy places the organism in Eukaryota, Metazoa, Chordata, Mammalia, Rodentia, Muridae. Gene Ontology annotation, biological process: melanocyte differentiation; intracellular calcium ion homeostasis; calcium ion transmembrane transport. Gene Ontology annotation, cellular component: membrane. Bases 11 to 1198 code for a protein of 395 amino acids. The transcript has 7 exons. The record is from RefSeq and is a predicted model, not a curated record. Gene Ontology annotation, molecular function: calcium channel activity; calcium, potassium:sodium antiporter activity.